Acanthosepion pharaonis is the source of this 5121-nucleotide messenger RNA. The record is from the annotation of a GenBank genome assembly. NCBI's taxonomy places the organism in Eukaryota, Metazoa, Mollusca, Cephalopoda, Sepiida, Sepiidae.
AUGGAGGAUUUUGGAUCGGCAGCAGCUACCAAAGCUGCUUUACUUCUUGUUAUCGGAGAACCUGUAUCUGAGGACCAUAAGCAUUUAAUUCCUGAGGAAUUAGCUAAAGGGUUUCGUACUUGGGAUGUGGAAACUACUGGAGUUGAUAUCAAUGAAGAAGUUUCCAAGGUUGUGUCCAAUGCGAGCCUUGGAGAAGAAGGGCCCUAUGGUGAGCGGGUGAUGAGUAACUGCACAGGUACACUAAGUAUUGAAGUCUUAAUAGCCCCUCAGACUACUACUGUGAAGAGAGCAUUGAAGAACUUUCUGGGAGCACCUGUCAAAUACCAUCACCUCAUUUAUGCUGGCCAUGCCCUACAGGGUACUGGAGAAUGGAUUUUACAAGAUGAUACUUUCACUUUUGGGGAUUUUGCAGCCACUUUCAAGGAUCCUGAUGUUGAGAAUGCUCUCAAGCAACAGGAAGAAGCUGUUUUAAACAUUCACUGUUUUGCCACUGGUGACUGGAAUAAUGCUAGUCUUUCUAGGCGUAAAAGUAUUGAGAAUGUUCAUCCAGAAAUUGGUCAUGUGUAUUUCAAUGCUUACAAGGGAAGUCGUAAUUCACAAGAUGAAGUAGAAACUGAAGGAAAACCCAAUAGUUUACUUGUAAACCUUGCUGUUGAAGGGGAUAAAAUAGUUGAUAAUGUCCGCUCACUGGGGCAAACUCCAAAUCCCUGCUACAGACCAGCAACUGCAACAACAAUUGACCCAGUAAACUUGUACCACAAAGUAGGACAUGGUUCUUUGGAUAUGUACAUCUUAAACCCAGUCCAAGACAGCAAAGAACUGAAGGAGUUCUAUCAGCAGUGGAGCAAGCAAUCUAUACAGAAUAGCAACUCUCCUCAGUUCCCACUGUCUAACAUGCUGUCCAUUUGUACUCUUCUUAUUUGGAGACCAGCAGAUCAAACUGAAAACAUAACUCGUAUUUUCUUCCCAGGAAAUGCUCCACAACACAAAGUCAUUGAAGGACUGGAAAAGCUCAAAACUCUGAAUGUCCUCAAGGUCCCUAAGUGCUGUGAUAAAGAGCUGAAUGCUCCAAAAGCUGCUCUUAAGAAAUCUGUGCCCUCAAAAACAUCAACUGCAUCAAGAGCCCCUUCAAAAUCUGCAGUCUCUAAAGUUGAAGCCCCAAAGCGUGAGAGUAAGGUGGAUCUGAAGUCCAAAGCAUUGGCACCAAAGACGAACAAGGUGUCAAAGGAGGACACUAAUAACAAAAAGGCAAGCAAGACUAAAGAGAAAGGAGACAAGCCAAAAUCUGCUGUAUCCAGAUCUCCUAAAACCUCUCCUCCAACUGAAGUACCACCCUUCUCUUCUCCUGCACAAACUCCUGCUGCAAUUCCUGAACCAACACAAGUAAUGAAGGAAUCACCACCAGACUUGGUGCAGAAGGAUAACAAUCUUCUUGUAGACUUUGGAUCUGCACCUGAUCAACAGUUGCAGCAGCAGCAGAACACAGCUCCAGCAUCUGACACUUUGCUUGAUCUUAUUGGACAUUCAUCAAUGAAGGCUGAAUCUGAGCAGUUGUUAGCUUCAGAUCCUACUUGCUUCAUGAACAAUCAAUCACCAGAUCCUUUACCUGAUCCAAAUUAUGUUGAACAUGAUACAAUUAGGGAACCAGAAGGUCAGCUCAACAGUGGACUUAAUCCUAAAGAGAUGGAAGACAUGGGCAUUUAUGAUGAUGACCUGAUGGUGCAAAGAGAGCGAUCAGAUGAUGCUGUGGAAGCUGAUAAGCUAGUCUCUUCUAGUUCUGAUGAUAAAGGGUUUGAGGAAUAUGAAGAAGAGGUUCAACCGGAAUCCUUGCCAGAACCUGACCUAAUUAUGGGCAGCCAACCUUUGCAAUAUGACAUGCCAACUCAUGAAUUUGGAGCUAAAUUAGAUUCAAUGAAAAUGGAUGGGGAUAUGUUUCCUACCCGUGUCAAUGUAUUGCAAGAUGACUUUUCAAAAGAAUCUUUGGCAGAAGAACAUUAUUCAAAAGAACCCUUGGCAGAAGAUGAAUCUGACUUAAAUGUGGGACAACCACCCAUGGCGGAAGUAGAAUCCUAUUCAAAGGAAGAACAACUCAUGGCAGAAGUUGAAUCCUAUUCCAAAGAAGAACAACUCAUGGCAGAAGUAGAAUCAGAUUUAAAUGUGGGACAGCCACCCAUGGCAGAAGCUGAAUCCUAUUCAAAAGAAGAACAACUCAUGGCAGAAGUAGAAUCAGAUUUGAAUGUGGGGCAACCACGCAUGGCAGAAGCUGAAUCCUAUUCAAAAGAAGAACAACUCAUGGCAGAAGUAGAAUCAGAUUUAAAUGUGGGGCAACCACCCAUGGCAGAAGCUGAAUCCUAUUCAAAAGAAGAACUCAUGGCAGAAGUAGAAUCGGAUUUAAAUGUGGAACAGCCUCCCAUGGCAGAAGCUGAAUCCUAUUCAAAAGAAGAACAACUCGUGGCAGAAGUAGAAUCGGAUUUAAAUGUGGAACAGCCUCCCAUGGCAGAAGCUGAAUCCUAUUCAAAAGAAGAACAACUCAUGGCAGAAGUAGAAUCAGAUUUAAAUGUGGGGCAACCACCCAUGGCAGAAGCUGAAUCCUAUUCAAAAGAACUCAUGGCAGAAGUAGAAUCAGAUUUAAAUGUGGAACAGCCUCCCAUGGCAGAAGCUGAAUCCUAUUCAAAAGAAGAACAACUCAUGGCAGAAGUAGAAUCAGAUUUAAAUGUGGAACAGCCCCCCAUGGCAGAGGCCGAAUCCUAUUCAAAGGAAGAACAACACCUGUCGGAAGUUGAAUCUGAUUUAAAAGAAGAAUCUCAGCCCAUGCCAGAAGUUGAAUCCUAUACAAAGGUGGAAGAAGAACCCAUUGCAGAAGUUGAAUUUGAUACAAAGGAAGAAUCCAUUGCAGAAAUAGAAUCUGAUACAAAGGAGGAGGAAGAACCCUUGGUAGAAGAAAAACCCUUGGCAACUGAGAUGGCUGAUCCAGUUGAGAGUAUGCCAGAAGAAUCACUAUCACCUGAUAGCUUUGAACAUGACAUGGACAAAGAUGCAUAUCCUCCAAUGGAUUAUGAGCAUGAAAGAGAUGAAUUGCCUGAGGGUGGUUUUGAGCAGGAUGUGCACAAUAGGGAUUUCUCACCUAAUGCUGAUAUGACCAAUUCUGUUUAUGGUAACCUGAUGGCGCAAAGUGUCCCUUCAGCUGAAGCUUUUGAACAACUGCAACAAGAGUGUGCCGAAAUGGAAAAUAGAAUGCAUGAGAGUUCCUCCCAGGAAGAUUUUGAGAGUCAGCAAGAAACCAAAGAAUCCUCUCCGGACUCUGAGAGGUCAUCUCCAGACUAUGAACCAGAAGAGGUAGAAUCUCCAGCAUAUGAAGAAGAGAGUCCUGAACCAGUGAAACCAGAUGAAUAUGAGGAGGAUUCCUCUAAACAUGAAGACCAGGAACGAUCUAGCCCCGAGGGUUUUGAUGAUGAGUACGAGAGAGAUGACGAAUCAAAUGAAGAACCUGAACAAGCUGCUGCUCAUGAAGAAUUUGAUAAAGAUGAAAAUAAAGAGAACAAUGGUCCAGAUGUUGAUGCUCAGGGCUUUGACAUGCAUCAUUCUGAUAGUGGUACUGCAUUUGAUGAACAAUCAGAUGAUCUUACAGAAAAGGAAAGUGCUGAUCACAUAAAGAAUGAAGAUCAUGGCAUUUAUGAUGAGGAUUCUGAAGAAGUAGCCUCUCAACCUGAAGAUGAGCCUCAAAUGGACUGGAAUGAACCUCAGCCUGAAGAGCAGAUGGAUAUACAAGAUGACCAGGAAAUCUCCAAAGUUGAUGAAAGUGAAGCUGAUGUGGAUUCAGAAACUCACACUGCAUCUUCUCUCCCUGCAGCAUUUGAAAAAGAUGAGACUCCCCAACCAGGCGACAAGUUAGCAACUGGCUGCUCUGACCAAGAUGAUGAAAGAGAUGAUACUGAUUCUAUUGAUGGAGGUACUCCAGAAGAUGAAAAAGAUAUUGAUGAAACGUUUGAUUCUUCACAACAAGCCACUGAUACUGAUAAACACUUUGACCCAUCAACUCCCCACCCAGCCUGGAGUACAACAAGCAACCUGUCACCUCUUGCCCAACCUUUUGAUCCAAGUGGUAAUCAAGCAUUUGAUCCCUUUGGUCAACAAGGUGCAAAUAACUUCUCUGGAGAUAAAAGCCAUGAUACACCUGGACAGUUCCAAGAAUAUGAGUCUGGAUUUGGAGAAGUACAGUCAAGUGGUGCUUUUGAUGGAAAGGCAUUUGAUCCAACUGAGGAAUGGGGUAGGCCAAUGAAUUUGCCUUCACCACCACCUUUGCCACCAGAAGUAAAGAAAUCCAAUGGAGUAGCUACAAAAAAACCAUUGACAAAAUCUCCUAGUACUAGAACAGAUAGGAAGUUAGCAGAUUCAAGAAAGCCAGAAACUAAAAAAACAACCUCUACAUUAGGAAGAUCUCCAAAACCCGCUCUUGACCGCAAAGCUGGAUUAGCGAAAACUGAGAAACCAGAGAAGAAGUUGUCAAAUGGAGAUGCUGACAUGAAAAGUAAAACUCGCUCAACAGCCAGCAGCUUAGAUAAGUCUAAAUCCUCCCACUCUACUGCUGAGAAGAAGCCACUGACAAAAACAAGGCCUUCAUCGGCUAUUUCUGCUAAACUGGAAACAAAGAGUGCAAAUAGUACAUUAAAAACUGAAACCAAAACCAAACUGUCGUCUGCUAAACGUCCGUCAACAACUACAGGAAGCCGUGCAUCCCCUGCCUCCAAAGCUGCUCCUCCUCUGCCUCCACAUACCACUUUUUAUGUUGACCUUACCUACAUACCCAAUCAUGGCGACCCUACAUACAGUGAUAUUGAAUUCUUCAAGAGGAUCCGUGCACGCUAUUAUGUCCUUAGUGCCCUCUCUCCUAACCCCCAAAUUUUGAAUGCCCUUUUAGAAGCUAAACAGACCUGGGAGGAUAAGAAUCUCGAAGUUACAGUUAUUCCAACAUAUGAUAAUGAAACAUUAAGGCAUUGGAUGGGCUUACACAGAGAUGAGCUGACAGAUUUGAAGAUUGAUGUGGCACCAUCUGCCAGUCGCUGCACAAUUCAGUUGCAGGAUCAUGAGACCAGUUGCUCUGCUUAUAGGUUGGAAUUCUAA